AUGAAUUAUUUUAAACGAAACUAUUUAACUUCUUUUGAUGUUGCACGUGCGCGUGAUGAACAAAUUCUGUUCGUGGAAGACAAUGUUACAAUUGCCAAUGAAUCGCAAUCUACUGCAGAUAAUAGUACGAUAUCGAAUAGUGAUCUAGAUGAUCCGCAUGAUAUACAAAAUGAUGAUCUAGAUGAUUCACAUAAUAUUAAAAAUGAUGAAAUUCACACAUGUUGUAAUGCAUGCCGUAGAGAGAGAGACAGAGUACAAGAUAAAAUAUUUAGAAAAUUGAAUCUGCUUAUCAACUUCAUUGCAAAUCCGGAAACAAACCAAAUAGUCGUAACAAAUGAAGCAAAUUUAUUACCAGAAUUUCCAUUAGCAACAAGAAAAUCAUUUUUAGAUAUGGAGAAAGAUUUACAAACAGAAAAAAUCCGGAAACAAUUUAAUAGUAAAAUUGCGAGAAUUGGAGGAAAUUCUUUUAGUGGGAAAACAAGAAACAUAUUAAAAUUUGUUUUGGUAGACACAUUGUGUCAAAAAUUAUCAUGGACAGGACGAAAUGAGUCUCUGGGAAUAAAGGAUACAGUAUUUGCCAAUAUUAUUAUAGAAUAUGUGUCUAAUGCAGAGCAAUGUAGUUUGCACGAAGUACAAAAAGUGAUUCAAGAGUGGUUACGGCAUGCUGGAGAUCGAGUUAAAUAUUCCCAAAAAACUUGCAAAUAAACACAAACA
Trachymyrmex cornetzi is the source of this 714-nucleotide messenger RNA. RefSeq lists its product as uncharacterized. The transcript is spliced from 6 exons. The record is from RefSeq and is a predicted model, not a curated record. The coding region runs from base 1 to 705 and encodes 234 amino acids. NCBI's taxonomy places the organism in Eukaryota, Metazoa, Arthropoda, Insecta, Hymenoptera, Formicidae.